Messenger RNA from Saccostrea cuccullata (small rock oyster), 2425 nucleotides. Its product is annotated as mesenchyme-specific cell surface glycoprotein-like. The record is from RefSeq and is a predicted model, not a curated record. NCBI's taxonomy places the organism in Eukaryota, Metazoa, Mollusca, Bivalvia, Ostreida, Ostreidae. Gene Ontology annotation, molecular function: calcium ion binding. The transcript has 17 exons. The coding region runs from base 56 to 2422 and encodes 788 amino acids.
CUUAGAUAAAAGGAUCAAAGUUCUCUAAUAAUAUAAACACAUCAGAGGAUUUAAAAUGGGAAACAAAGUUGGAGUGUUUACCGAUGAACAAAUAGAAGCAUAUCAGGACUGUACCUUUUUUACGAAAAAAGAAAUUUUAAGGAUAUUUAGUCGCUUUAGGGAUCUUGCUCCGAAUGCCGUGCCUAAAGUGAUGAAUAAUGUCGACACAAGCAGGAUUCGAUUACCAUAUCAACAGAUUCAAAUGAUGACAGAACUAAAGGAAAACCCUUUCUGUCGGCGGAUCUGUCAAGUCUUCUCGGAGGACGGGAGCGGAGAUUUAUCAUUUGAGGAUUUCCUGGAUCUGUUCUCUGUGCUUAGCGAGGUAGCGCCACGAGAACUCAAGGCAGUGUAUGCCUUUAAAAUCUACGGCACUGUUAUAUUUACAGAUUUCGACGGCGACAACUACCUUGGAAAGGAAGAUUUACAAUGCACCUUAAAGUGUUUGACCAGGAACGAAUUAUCCGAAGAAGAAUUGAACUUUGUUGUUGAAAAGGUGUUAGAAGAAACAGAUCUAGACGAUGACGGAAAAUUGUCCUACAUCGAGUUCGAACACGUCAUCUCAAGAUCACCUGACUUUAUGACUCCAGGCUUUCUGAUAUCAUUGACAGUUGUCUUUUCAAUAAAAAUGGAACUCGUAAAUUUACUUACCUUAUCAUUGGUCAUUUGCAAAUUAGAAUUUACGAUGAGGCUGGCGAUCAUUUUGCUGGCGGCCAUCUUAACUUACUCAGAUGCCAGGUUACAGCUGUCAAAACAGUCCUACUUAAGAUUCCCCUACCAGUACGUCAACGGAGACCCCACCAAUCCAAGAUACGGGCUUUUACAAAAUGCCGCCCACAAGGCCGCUUAUCACACUGUUGAUAAAAUUUUAUAUGUUGCUUCUGCCAGAUCAUCCGAGAAGUACCUCCACAUCAUUGAUAUGAACAACCCAGCCAGUCCCUCCAUCUUGAUGACCCACGUGUUCGAUAACAGCGUGGAUGGUAUGAUCACAGCAGUCGACGCAUGUUCAGACACCAUUGCCGUUUCACUGGCUGCUGCCGAUCCCGUGGCCGAGGGUCACGUGGAACUUUAUACUCCUUAUAAUAGAGCUGACCGAGUUUUUACAAGAAUUGGAAGAAUAACGGUUGGAGUAAAUCCCAGAGAUAUUAAGCACACCAGCGAUUGUACAAGACUGGUUGUAGCCAAUGGUGGUUCCGUUGCUCUUAAUCCAGUAUCGAACACUCUGAGUGACCCCGAGGGUUCCUUAACCAUCAUCAUCAGAAAUGACCAGGGAUUCCCCAUUGAAGUCAACAUGGAUUUCACUCAGCUUAAUGACAGAGUCACAGAUUACAUUAAUAAUGGUGUUCGAUAUGUUUUCCGUGGAGAUCACUCUGCUGGAAUUGUCAACACUUUCUCACAGGAUCUCGAGCCCGAAUCAGUUACCAUCAGCAAUGAUGAUAGAUUCGCCUUCAUUUCUUGUCAGAGAAAUAAUGCCGUUUUGAAGAUUGACAUGUUUAACCAGAGAAUUAUUGAGCUUUAUUCUCUGGGUGCCAAGAAUUGGACUAGUUAUACGAUGGAUGCUAGCGAUCUGAAUGACGCUGCUAACAUGCGUCAUCAUACCGUCUACUCCUUCUAUCAGCCUGGAAAACUUGCCUUUGGCUUGAUAGACGGCAAGGGGUACGUGAUUUCCGCUGACACCGGUAGAACUACCUCGUAUACUGUUAAUAACCACGGCUAUGCCUUCAACGAUUUCGUGAGAGCACGAGUAGCUUAUAAUGACGGAGAUUUGGACACAACUACAAUGAACCCUACACUUGUACAACAAAUACAGGAUAACCAACAACUAGGAAGGGUAUACAUGAGCAAUCAAGAUGGAUAUAACAUUUUUAACAAAAUCGGUGACGUUUUCCUGUUUGGUGGGCGUGGUAUUUCUUUGUGGGACUCUACCACCAUGGCCCACGUAUUUGACAGUGGGGAUGAUUUGGAGAGGAGGGCCUCGCAGUUAUACCCCAGUACAUUUAAUGGAGACUGUUCCAAUGGAAACCAAUCUCCAACACAGCAGGUUGACGAAAGAUCAGACGACAUGGGCCCUGAGCCCAGUGCUUUGGCCGUGGGAACGGUUGGAACCACACCUGUUCUCGUUACGGGCUCUAGGAGUGGUGUCUUGUACGUCUUUAACAUGAGGGGAGUCAGCGCCAACUUUGAGAGUGCUCACCGCGAGGGAAGUACCAACGACAUCUGGAACAACCUGUACGGCACCAACACGGCAGGAGAUCAACAGAUAUCUGAAAUAGGAUUCGUUAAUGCUGGUGACAGUUCUACGGGAGUUCCCUAUAUCUUCGUCAUCGGAAAAACCACUGGAUCACUUUCUAUUUAUAAUAUUGAAGAUGUACCAGACACAAAAUAAAAA